Messenger RNA from Humulus lupulus (European hop), 1904 nucleotides. RefSeq names its product sugar transporter ERD6-like 7. The coding region runs from base 259 to 1662 and encodes 467 amino acids. Gene Ontology annotation, molecular function: sugar transmembrane transporter activity. Gene Ontology annotation, biological process: carbohydrate transport; transmembrane transport. The transcript has 19 exons. Lineage: Eukaryota; Viridiplantae; Streptophyta; Magnoliopsida; Rosales; Cannabaceae. Gene Ontology annotation, cellular component: membrane. The record is from RefSeq and is a predicted model, not a curated record.
AGUAUAGAUAUAAUAUAAAAAUUUGACUACGUUCCAUUUUCAAAGAGUUUAAGAGAAGUGUGAGAAAGAGGAAUUGUGGACCAAACUUAGGAGUUGAAAAGUGGCCUUUUUGUUGGAGAAUUGAACACCCUCCAAGUGGGUUUUUUUUGUUUUUCCAAGUAAGUUGAUGAAAGCCAUUUUUAAGAUACACUUGGUCUGAAUCUUUCUCUUUAACACUCACCCAAAUAAUCAGCUGAAGGUUAUAUAGAGAAAGAGGACAUGGCUACCAAAGAGGAGGAGACAAGAGAGCCACUCAUAGCUGUCGAAGAUGGAUCAGCUGACCAUGAAAGUAGCAGAGACCAUCCAUGGAUGGUUUACUUUAGCACUUUUGUUGCAGUUUGUGGUUCCUAUGAAUUUGGAACCUGUGCGGGUUAUUCAUCACCAACUCAGACUGCUAUAAGGAAGGAUCUCAGCUUAUCUUUAGACGAGUAUUCUCUAUUUGGCUCCAUAUUGACUUUUGGUGCUAUGAUUGGUGCAAUCACAAGCGGUCCAAUUGCUGAUUAUGUUGGUCGAAAAUGGGCCAUGAGAGUUUAUGCUGCCUUCUGUGUUGCAGGGUGGCUUUCCAUUUACUUUGCUCAGGGAGUUUUACCUUUGGACCUUGGAAGACUUGCAACUGGAUAUGGAAUGGGUGCCUUUUCCUAUGUGGUACCUGUUUUCAUAGCCGAAAUUGCACCCAAAAAUCUUCGAGGAUCACUAACAGCUGCAAACCAGUUCAUGAUCUGUGGUGGAGUAUCAGUUUCCUUCAUCAUUGGCAAUGUACUCUCAUGGAGGACAUUAGCAUUAGCUGGUCUUAUUCCAUGCGCUGUUUUGCUUUUUGGUCUCUUUUUCAUUCCGGAGUCUCCUAGAUGGCUGGCAAAGACAGGACGUCAUAAAGACUUUGAAGUCUCAUUGCAGAAACUUCGCGGUAAGAAUGCCAACAUAUCUCAGGAGGCGGCCGCAAUUCAGGAUUAUAUCACAACUCUUGAAAACCUUCCAAAGGCCAAAAUCUUGGACUUGUUCCAAAAGAGAUACCAGCGAUCUGUCACUAUAGGAAUUGGGUUGAUGGUUUGUCAGCAAUUUGGUGGGAUUAAUGGAGUUUGUUUCUACACCAGCAGCAUUUUUGAGUCAGCAGGAUUCUCAGCCAGCCUUGGAACUACAAUAUAUGCUAUUCUUCAGGUUGUGGUUACUGGACUUGGGGCAGUAGUGGUUGACAAAUUAGGAAGAAAACCACUGUUAUUGAUUUCGGGAUCAGGAUUGGUACUUGGCUGCAUUCUUCCUGCUCUUUCAUUCUACUUUAAGGUUCAUGAAUUGGCACUCAAAGCAGUCCCCAUUCUUGCUGUAACUGGAAUACUGGUCUACAUUGGAUCCUUCUCAAUUGGAAUGGGAGCAGUUCCUUGGGUUGUGAUGUCUGAGAUUUUCCCUAUAAAUAUCAAAGGGCAAGCAGGAAGCUUAGCAACAUUGGUGAAUUGGUUUGGUGCAUGGUUGUGUUCCUACAGCUUUAACUUUCUAAUGUCCUGGAGCUCUUAUGGUACCUUUAUCCUCUAUGGAGCAAUUAAUGUUCUGGGUAUAUUGUUCAUCAUCAUAGUGGUGCCAGAAACAAAGGGGAAAACAUUGGAACAAAUCCAAGCAGCCAUUAACGUGUAGAGAUUUAAGAAAUCGUUUUCAAUAAUAAAAAAAAGCUGAAGAACACCAGCAGUGUCUAUAACAAAGCUCAAACCAAACACCAAAAAGGAAAAUGUGCAAUGUAGUAACAAAUCGAUUAUGGUAUAUAUUUGAGAUAUGAUGUCAUAUAGUCAUGCAAAACCAUGCAUGAGUUUUACAAUAUAGUUAUAUGAGCUUCAAUUACUAAAGGCAAAGUUUGACGCCUAUAAUAUUUUAUCAACUCA